Molecule: messenger RNA, 1701 nt
Organism: Rubroshorea leprosula
Lineage: Eukaryota; Viridiplantae; Streptophyta; Magnoliopsida; Malvales; Dipterocarpaceae
Source: the annotation of a GenBank genome assembly
CGCUCUCUGCUUCUGUGUUUUUUAUCCUCUGCCAAAACAAUUCCAGAGAAACUGAAGAUCAAACCCGAACAGCAGAGGUUUGCAAUCUUUACAAGCCCAGGCAGGGAUAAAAUGAAAAGGUGGGGGGAAGAAUACCGCGGGUAAAAGGACCAAGGAAUUCUCUCUCUCUAUACACAUUUGGAGGAAGUAAAAUGGUAGGUGAAGCUAUGGUGAAAGCUGAGGAUUUGAACUUGUGCUUUGGGAAGCUGAUGAUGGCUACCGCUGGGAAAAGUGAUGAGGGAGAGAAGAUGGAGGGUGUGGUGAUCACUGAAUGGAAGGAUAUUCCGAUGGAGCUGCUGUUGAGAAUUGUUUCACUUGUUGAUGAUCGGACGGCUAUUAUUGCCUCUGGUGUUUGUAGUGGGUGGAGGGAUGCCAUUAGCUUGGGCCUCACCCAUCUCUCCCUCUCAUGGUGCAAGAAGAAUAUGAACAACUUGGUUCUUAGCCUUGCCCCUAAAUUCACUAAAUUGCAAACUCUGAUACUGCGCCAAGAAAAUCCACAGCUUGAGGAUGAUGCUGUUGAGAAAAUUGCAAAAUUUUGUCAUGACCUGCAAGAUCUGGAUCUCAGCAAAAGCUUUAAACUUAGUGAUCAUUCCCUCUAUGCUUUGGCCCAUGGUUGUCCUAAUCUUACAAAACUCAACAUCAGUGGUUGCACAGCAUUCAGUGGUGAGGCUCUUGAAUAUUUGACUAAUUUUCGCCAAAAACUGAAAACCUUGAACCUUUGUGGAUGUGUUAAAGCUGCAACUGACCGUGCAUUGCAGGCCAUUGGACGUAACUGUGGGUUGCUCCAAUCUUUAAAUCUGGGAUGGUGUGAAAAUGUGGGUGAUGUAGGUGUGAUGAGUUUAGCAUAUGGAUGCCCUGAUCUCAGGAGCCUUGACUUGUGUGGUUGUGUCCGUAUAACAGAUGAUAGUGUGAUAGCUUUGGCAACUGGGUGUCCCCACUUGAGGUCACUUGGCCUGUACUAUUGCCGGAACAUAACGGAUAUAGCAAUGUAUUCACUGGCUCGGAGCCGAGUGAAGAACAAGCCUGCAAUGUGGCAACCCAUGAAGGGAAGAUAUGAUGAGGAAGGCCUUAAGAGCCUCAACAUAAGUCAGUGCACUGCCCUGACACCUUCAGCUGUUCAGGCAGUUUGUGAUACAUUUCCUGCACUUCACACAUGCUUUGGAAGGCAUUCCCUUGUCAUGAGCGGUUGCUUGAAUUUAACGUCGGUACAUUGUGCCUGUGCUGUACAAGCACACCGCACUGUGAGCAAUAUACCCCACCCAGCUCAUUGAAAGGGAACUGAGAGUGUAAGUAUUUGUGUACUUGUUAAGAUGCCCCUGUGAAUAGGAUGUGUUGAGACGGCUCAUGAGUGGCCUUGUUCUAGUUGGAUAUCAUGGACUCUGCAUGAUCCAGAAUGUGAAUUAUGCCGGACUAGGGCUUUUUGAAGCCUAAUUUGCUGUUUUAUUUUAAUUCUAAAACUUGCAUUUGAUUGCAGCCAGAAUAAUCCUAGCCUUUAGAGGAAUGUUGGUAGAGUAACUGGCCAAAUUAUUGACCAAAAAGGCACUUCCUCGUCCCUAUGGCUAUGGUUUGAACCUUUAUUUUUUCUUUCCAUUCCUCUCCCAGUGAGAUUUCAACCAGCUACCCUGUACUUAAAAAAAUAAAAAAUAAAAAAUCAAUCCUAGC